Messenger RNA from Durio zibethinus, 4522 nucleotides. Its product is annotated as putative disease resistance RPP13-like protein 1. Gene Ontology annotation, molecular function: ADP binding. NCBI's taxonomy places the organism in Eukaryota, Viridiplantae, Streptophyta, Magnoliopsida, Malvales, Malvaceae. The record is from RefSeq and is a predicted model, not a curated record.
UUGACUAUUACGUGUAAAUUUCUAAUUUAUAUCAGGUAUUAUUGCAACGACUGUUGGCAACACAAUCUUUUGAGUUUUCGAACUUUAACUGGAAAGAGUUUUAGGGUUCAUUAUAGCAGGAGAUUUAAGAGAUAACGACAGAACUUCUUUCGUCAUGCAUCAGGUAUCAUUGCUACAAGAAAAGGAGCUGUUGGACUACAAUCUUUUAAGUUUUCGGACUUAACUCGUGUAGCAAGAAAUUUAGGAGUUAAAGGCAAGAUUUCUUUUGUUUGAAAAGCUAUUUUUCCUCUUCAUCAGGUCAAAAGCCAUGUCCGUCGUUGAAGCUGCUUUAUCUGUGUUCUUUGAAGGGUUGUUUAGUAAUUUGGCCUCUUCGGAAUUUCUCAACAUUGUAACUGAGAAGGAAGUUUGCGGGGAGCUCAACAAGUUGGAAAAGACAUUGCGCAAUAUUCAUGCAGUGCUACAUGAUGCCGAGGAGAAGGAAAUGAAUGAUGGGCACGUGAAGAGUUGGCUGGGCCAGCUCCAAGACUUGGCAUACGAUGUGGAUGACAUAUUGGAUAAGUUUGCUACUGAAGCUUUGAGACUCAAGUUAACGAGGGAACAUCAAGAACACCGCCCAAGGAAGUUACAAAAGCUUGUUGAUGCUUGCUUUACCUGGUUCAGGGGUCAUAAUUUAUCAUUUAAUAAGGAAAUGAUGUCCGAGAUAAAAGAGAUCACUGCUAGAUUUCAAGAUUUAGAAGCAGAUAUAAGUCUCUUGGCUUUGACGAAAAAUGGUGGUGGGAGGCCCAAGAGAACAUCGGAAUGGCGAUCAACCACUUGUUUGGUGAAUGAAACUCAAGUCUACGGUCGGGAAAAAGACAAGGAAACAAUCCUUGACUUGAUUUUUGGGAGUGAUGAUAGCAAUAAAUUUUCUGUGAUUCCCAUCAUUGGCAAAGGAGGGAUUGGCAAAACAACGCUUGCUCAGCUUGUCUACAAUGAUAGUCGUGUAGUUAAGCAUUUUGAUUUUCAAGCAUGGGUAUGCGUUUCUGACGACUUUAAGAUGGAGGAGAUAACGAAAUCAAUUUUGCAAUCAGUUAGUCCUGAAUCUUUUAAUGUUAGAGAUGAUUUGAAUAACCUUCAAAUAAAAUUGAAGAGGGAGCUGGAGGGAAAGAAACUACUUCUGAUUUUGGAUGAUCUUUGGCAUGAAAACUAUGAUGAUUGGACUCGUGUGAUGUCCCCUUUUGGCAUAGGAGCUACGAUUGUUGUGACAACACGUGGUCAAAGGGUUUCGUUAAUGGUGGGUACUAUCCCAGGUUACAAGCUGCCAGAGUUGUCAGAUGGUGAUUGCUGUUCUAUAUUAACUCAACAUGCAUUUGGAGCAAAAGAUUUUAGUCAGCAUCCGAACUUCGAAGAAUUUGGUGUACAAAUUGCGAAAAGGUGCAAGGGUUUGCCUUUGGCAGCUAAGACCAUCGGAGGCCUUUUGCGCAAUGAGGUGGAAAUUGGUAAAUGGGAAGAGAUACUAGGAAGUGAGAUUUGGAAUUUAUCAGAAGAGAGGAGUAACAUAAUUCCAGCUUUACGAUUAAGCUAUCAUCAUCUUCCCGCAGAUCUGAAGCGAUGUUUUGCUUACUGUGCCGUACUCCCCAAAGACUAUGAAUUUACCGAGGAAGAAAUUGUCUUAUUGUGGAUGGCAGAAGGCUUUCUGCGAGUGGAAGCUACAAAGAAAAAGGAAGAUUUGGGUCAUGAGUACUUACAAGAACUUGUACGGAGGUCAUUUUUUGAUAUAUCCAACAAGGAUGAGUCUCGAUAUAUAAUGCAUGAUGUGAUUAACGAUUUGGCUCAAUCAGUUGCCAAAGAUAUAUGCUUCAGAGUGGAGGGUGACAAGGCAUUGAACGUUUCCAGUCAUGCCCGCCAUUCAUCUUACAUUGGUGGUGGGAAAGACAGAUUUAAAAAUUUCCAAGUCUUCAAAGGAAAGAAGGGUUUAAGAACCUUCCUACUGUUGAAGAUGCCUGAAUGGUGGUCGAAUUUCUAUAAUCAAGUUCUCAGUGAUUUGUUGCCAGAAUUUAAACACUUAAGGGUGUUAUCUUUACAAGGGCGCUACCUGAUGGAGGUUCCCAAUAUUAUUGGAGAUUUGGUGCAUCUGCGUUAUCUAAAUUUUUCUGGCACUAAAAUCAAAACUCUACCGGAUUCAAUAUGCAAGCUUUACAAGUUAGAGACCUUGCUGUUGCCGGGGUGCUAUUUGCUUGAAGAGUUUCCUUCUGAAAUGAGAUUUUUAAUUAACCUAACGCAUCUUGACAUUACAGGUGCAGAUUCAAUAGAAAUGAUGCCAAUGGGAUUCAGUGAACUAACCAAUCUCCAAACAUUGACAAAUUUUGUUGUGAGUCAAAACACUGGCCGUCAGAUAAGGGAGAUGGGAACUUUGUCUAAUCUUAAGGGUAGACUUGUUAUUUCAGAAUUGCAGAAUGUUGUCCAAGCUCAAGAUGCAUGGGUGGCUGGGUUAUGUUAUAAGUCGAACCUUCGUGAUUUGGCUUUGGAGUGGAGUUAUAAUUCUGCAGGAGAAGAAAGUCACAAGGACGUGUUGGAUUCACUCCAACCUCCUAAAAUGCUUGCAAGGCUCACCAUCAAAUAUUAUGGAGGUGAAACAUUCCCAAAUUGGAUUGGAGAUCCUUCAUUUGAAAACCUAUCGAUUCUGGAUCUGGAUUACUGUCCAAAUUGCACAUUAUUACCAGCUGUUGGAAGAUUACCGUCGCUAAAAUCGCUUUCUAUGCGGUGGAUGAGUAAGGUAAAAAAUGUGGGUGCUAAUUUUUUUGGAAAGGAUCUGUCGAUUAACGCAUUUCCCUCACUAGAGAGAUUACAUUUUGAGCACAUGCCAGAAUGGGAGGAAUGGGAUCCCUGUGAAGUUGAUGAAAAUGUAAGGAGUUUGCAACACCUCCAGGAGCUCAUCAUUCAAGGUUGCCCCAAGUUGUUAGGAAGUUUACCUAAUCGUCUUCCUUCCUUGAAGAAGCUAGAGAUUAUUGGGUGUAAAAAACUGAGAAGUUUACCUAAUUGUCUUCCUUCAUUGAAGAAGCUAGUGAUUUGGUGGUGUUACCAACUGAGAAAUCUACCUAGUUGUCUUCCUUCAUUGGAGGAACUUGUGAUUCAAGAAUGUGAGCAGUUGGUAGUUUCACUAUCAAGCCUUCCAAAGUUGUCUGACUUAAUAAUUUAUGGGUGCCAAGAGGUGGCGUCUACAAAUUGUACAAAUUCUGGCUCAUUCAUGAAAAGUGUCUCUCUUUCAGACAUUUCAAAAUUCACUUCUCCAAUGGAGGGGUUGAUAAAAGCAGAACGUCUUUGUAUAAGUGGAUGCCAGGAGCUGAUUUCUUCAUGGCAGAACGAGGAAGGACCCUCAACACAUUUGAGGCCUAUUCGCUUUUUGGAAAUUGACAAUUGUUCAAGACUUGUUUCCAUAGGGGCAGAGGACGAAAAGGAAGAGCAUAUGCAGUUAGGAAUCCCUUGCAAUAUUGAAGAUUUGAGCGUAAAAUAUUGUGAAAGGCUAGAAAGGCUAUCAGAAAGUCUACACAGCUACAGAUCCCUUACGGUGCUACGAAUUGAAAGAUGCCCAGGAUUGAUUUCAAUUUCAAAUGGGCACUUGCGUCCAAAUCUAAGACGUUUAACCAUUAGAGUGUGUGAGAGUUUGCAGUAUUUGCUGGAUGGAGUAAAUAACAACAUCAAAAGCACGCCUCUUCUAGAGCACCUGGAUAUUAAAAAUUGUAAGUCUCUGAUAUCUUUAUCCUCAAGGGGCGAGUUACCUAUUAGGGUUCAACAUGUUGACAUUUAUGAUUGUAAAAAGUUGACAUCCUUGUCAUCCAAUGGCAAGUUACCUAUGGGGCUUAGAAACCUCGAUAUUGGUAGUUGCGGAGCAGUAGAGUCCAUAGCUCAAGAAAUUGAAGAGAACUCUUCCCUUGAAUUGAUAACUAUCCGCAGUUGUGAUAAUUUGAGAUCUUUGCCUCGUGUAUUAACCAAGCUCAGAAAGCUUAGCCUUUCUCAGUGUGAAAAACUCCAUGCCUUACCUAACUGCAUCCACAACACUGUCUCGAUGCGAGAAUUGUUCAUAUAUAAUUGUCCAAGUGUGAUAUCAUUUCCAGAGGAGGGGUUCCCUCCCAAUCUCACUUCACUUGCAAUCUCGCAACCCAAUAUUUGCAAGUCAGUGAUCGAGCGGGGUUUGCACAAACUCACCUCCCUUAAACAUUUGUGCAUCGACGGUGCUUCUCUUGAUGUGGUGUCAUUCCCAUGUGAGGAUAUGCUUCUGCCCCUCACUCUCACCUUCCUCUCCAUCUACGGUUUUCCAAACCUAGAAACUCUAUCCUCCAAGGGCUUUCAAAAUCUUAAAUUUCUUGAAUCGUUGGAAAUAAAAAACUGCCCCGGUCUCAAAUUCCAACCGGAAAAGGAGAUGUUUGACUCACUUUUUCAACUUCAUAUUGCUGACUGUCCGUUGCUAAGAGAACGAUGCAGGAAGGAUGAAGGACAAGAGUGGCCCAAAAUAGCCCACAUACCUUGCAUUGAUAUUUUUUAA